GGAGAUUUGGUGCAGUCAGACAGUUCACUGCUAAAGCGGCUCCACUGAUAAUAGGAGAUGAACGGGAUUGAAUUGAAGAUACUGCUCAGAUGCCUUUUAAUCACUACAUCUUGGAUUAGUGCUGCUCCCGUUAUGAAACAAAGCGCCUACAGAUACAAGUACUCACAACUGUUGCUUGUAGAGAAAGAAUCAGGCAGUCCACUGAGGAAAGAAGAUUUACAGACAGCAAUAGCUAAUGAUAACUUUCAUUCUCAACUACAGACAGUUCUUGAUGAUUUCAAGUCACAAUUACAACUCAUGGAUUCCAGCAACAAGCAAUCGGUUCACACAAAGAAGAAUGUAGAAGACAAUGAUACUCGUUUACCAGUUGAAACGUCUACAUCUGUACCUCAAAUUCAACGAGCAAUAUUUGGAGGCAGAGACACAAAUUCUCUCAUUCAGGAUACAGAAGGCAAAUCAUUCUGUCAAGAUGAAUGGACUGCGCCCUGGCAGGUCGGACUGAUGCUUUUAACUCCAGAUAACCACACAAAACGUUGUGGUGGUGUGCUGGUUCACAAACGGUGGGUCUUAACAGCAGCACACUGUCUUACCAACAUGACUAUGGUUCUAGCAAUGGUCGGAUCCAAGAACUACUUUAGUGGAUUUCUUGAGGGCGAGGGCCAAGUGUUUCGUGUGACAAACUCCUCUGUUCAUGAUGAAUACACAGCAAGCAGUGAUUUUCAACCACCACAACAUGACAUUGCUCUUCUGGAACUAGAAGCUGACGUUGUACUUGGACCUGACACUAAUACUGCAGACAUCCCCAAGCGCAACACUCCUCUUGUGAACUCUAAGACUGAAAUGGUUAUUACAGGAUGGGGUAUUACUGAAAAAAGCUCAUUGCAGCCAGAUGAGUUGCAUUGUGCUAAAGUCCCUAUUGUUGCAAGAGAAGACUGUGAAGAGACUUACAAGAAGCAAGGAAUCAACAUUCGCAACAGUCACCUAUGUACUGGUUAUGAAUCUGGUGGUGUAGGUGCCUGUAAUGGCGACAGUGGAGGAGGGUUGAUGCAUGUCGACUCUAACGGAAAAAGCACCGUGAUCGGACUCAUCAGCUGGUCGAAGGGAUGUGGUGAACAUUAUAGUGUCUACACUGACAUUCAGAAACACAGACCUUGGAUAUUGCGUCAAGUUCCAGAAUUAGGCAAGAAGUAAAUCAGUUCACCACGAACGUCUCUUAUCUGUUACUUUGAAUACAGACACUGGUAUAUAACAUCAUUUUUUGACUUUGUGGUCACAUGCGAUUGGUAUUUCUAUUUUUACUAUUGAAUACUGUACAGAUUUGAUUACUUAAACAUUUAUAGUAUUUGUUUAUAGCUA
Messenger RNA from Corticium candelabrum, 1356 nucleotides. Its product is annotated as trypsin 5G1-like. The record is from RefSeq and is a predicted model, not a curated record. The transcript has 2 exons. Gene Ontology annotation, biological process: proteolysis. NCBI's taxonomy places the organism in Eukaryota, Metazoa, Porifera, Homoscleromorpha, Homosclerophorida, Plakinidae. Gene Ontology annotation, molecular function: serine-type endopeptidase activity. Bases 58 to 1191 code for a protein of 377 amino acids.